AUUCCACAUCCUUAUGCCAUUAUGUACUCCAAGUCUUCACAAUGCGUCUGCCUGUCAUCAAAUUAUCCUCUUUGUGCGAUCAAGUCCGCAACGCACUCGAUACGCUCCUUGUUGGGUGGGCUAAGGUGACUCACAGCACACUCUCGAUUCAUACCACUCGGUGGGACGAGCAUCCACAUGCUCCCAAGGCACUCACACCACGAAAUAUUUUACCCUUGGGGGGAAGAAAAAAUCAUUUUUUAUUAUUCGGAGCACAAAGAGUGUUCUCGGGGUUGGAAAACAGAGACAAUCUCCGCAAUUCAUUUGUUGUCCCCGUACUUGGGCCGCUAGAUCACAAGCAAUUCCGGACGCCGCAUCUGAAACGCGUUGCCAGCGCCUAUGAAUCAGCUGAUGGUUUGAGGUCCAGACCACAAGCUCGCCCAGCUGGUCUAGAUUCAUCUCCGGAUCUGAUAAACGCCUGGUAAAUGGCAUGAUUGGCAUUGCGGGGUUGCACAAAGGUCGUCUGCUAGACACCUUUUCUCUUUCUGUUCCCAUGGAAAUAGAGGUCGUACAAUCCUCGGACCGGACCACAGUCUUCAAUAGUAGUCAUCACACCACUUCCACCAGUCAACCCACACCACCUCCUUUGCGUCUCGGUCCGUGGGCCAAUGAAGGACCUUGCGGUUUGGAUCCAAAGGCUGACAAGAGCCCACGGGAGCCCGAGCUCCCAUCAUACCGCUGCGUCUUGUUAUGUCAGCUGCACCGUCGGAACAGUCGCUGCCCAUACGCUGGACUCUGCUCCCAUGGACAAGCGUAUGCAGAGAACUUGAGGAAGGUACUCAGAACUCCAAAAAUGAGGGGCAUGGCCAUCCUAGCUGUCGUUGACCAGCUUUUACAAGCGGUCCAUGGCCCGAGGCCUUUGAUGUUCGCGCAUGUCCACAAAGAUGAUGCACCGGCAAUGCCCUCGACCUGGAGAUGGUGUCGAGCCUUUCAGGAAGUCGCCCAUUUGGGGAGCCUUGGGCUUGGGGCCAGAUUACUGUCGUCAACGUGAUCCAGUAGCUUAGAGCAUGUCGUUUCAUUGCAUCCAGGCCAUUCCCCGCGCCUUCCUCUUGCGUCCACUGGGUCCGAAGCACAGGUCAAAGAUCAACAGGGGAAAUGUCCCAACUGAGAAUCCUUCCACGGCGGCGCUAGAAUGCCUAUCGAAGCGUGUCAACCUUCGAGAAGCACUCGCGUAAUCCUUGCUCCUUGGAGCGCUAUCCCCCCACACUUGGUGAAUCAGCAGGCCAACACCCACCCUUGAUGCCUCUAUACUCUUCUUAGUCACUUUCAAUUCCCUCCUUUGGACAAGCCGUGGAAUCCUGAC
This is a messenger RNA of Cladophialophora immunda, 1342 nucleotides long. RefSeq lists its product as uncharacterized. The record is from RefSeq and is a predicted model, not a curated record. The transcript has a single exon. Lineage: Eukaryota; Fungi; Ascomycota; Eurotiomycetes; Chaetothyriales; Herpotrichiellaceae. Bases 470 to 1030 code for a protein of 186 amino acids.